UCAUCUGGUACUGAUUAUCCUGCUGCUGCUGCUGCUGCUGCUGCUGAACUCAGCACUAUCCCCUACACAAUGCUGCCUGCCGCCCUAACCUCCCUCCUGGGGCCCUUCCUGGUGGCCUGGGUACUCCCUCUUGCCCGAGGCCAGACCCCCAACUAUACCAGACCCGUGUUCCUGUGUGGAGGGGACGUGACGGGAGAGUCGGGUUACGUGGCAAGUGAGGGUUUCCCCAACCUCUACCCCCCAAAUAAGAAGUGCAUCUGGACAGUCACGGUGCCUGAGGGCCAGACUGUGUCGCUGUCCUUCCGAGUCUUCGAUAUGGAGCUCCACCCUUCCUGCCGCUAUGACGCUCUGGAGGUCUUUGCUGGGUCCGGGACCUCAGGCCAGCGACUUGGCCGCUUCUGUGGUACCUUCAGGCCUGCGCCUGUAGUCGCCCCUGGCAACCAGGUGACUUUACGGAUGACAACUGACGAGGGCACUGGGGGACGAGGCUUCCUGCUCUGGUACAGCGGCCGGGCCACCUCAGGCACUGGGCCUCCCCCAGGUGCGAGGCGGAAAUGGGUCCUGGACCCACGGGUGGAAUGGGCGGCCUGGGGUUACUGGGACGAGCACCAGUUUUGCGGGGGGCGGAUGGAGAAGGCCCAGGGAACCCUGACCACGCCCAAUUGGCCUGAGUCGGAUUACCCCCCAGGCAUCAGCUGUUCCUGGCACAUCAUCGCACCCUCAGACCAGGUGAUCAUGCUAACCUUUGGGAAGUUCGAUGUGGAACCUGACACGUACUGCCGCUACGACUCUGUCAGCGUGUUCAACGGAGCUGUGAGUGAUGACUCGAAGAGGCUGGGCAAGUUUUGUGGAGACAAGGCCCCUAGCCCCAUCUCUUCCGAAGGGAAUGAGCUCUUGGUCCAGUUUGUGUCUGAUCUCAGUGUCACCGCAGAUGGCUUCUCAGCCUCCUACAAGACCCUGCCACGGGGUGCUGUGGAAAAGGAGCUUGCUCCAAGCCCAGGGGAGGAUGUGCAGCUUGGUCCCCAGUCCCGCUCUGACCCAAAGACAGGAGCUGGGCCCAAAGUCAAACCACCCAGCAAACCUAAAUCCCAACCUGCAGAGAAACCUGAGGUCUCCCCUGACACCCGGGAAACUCCAGCGGCCCCGGGUGCAGCCAGUGUCACCUGCCCCAAGCAGUACAAGCGACUAGGCACCUUGCAGAGCAACUUUUGUGCCAGUAGUCUGGUGGUGACUGGAACAGUGAAGACCAUGGUCCGAGGCCCAGGGGAGGGACUCACUGUCACCAUCAGUCUCCUUGGUGUUUACAAAAGCGGAGGACUGGACCUGCCUUCUCCACCCAGUGACACCCCUCUGAAGCUCUAUGUGCCCUGCAGGCAGAUGCCCCCCAUGAAGAAAGGAGCCAGUUACCUGUUGAUGGGUCAGGUGGAAGAAAGCAGAGACCCCAUCCUUCCUCCAGAGAGCUUCGUGGUUCCCUACAAGCCCAACCAGGACCAGAUCCUCAGUAACCUAAGCAAGCGGAAGUGUCCCUCCCAGCCUAGGACAGCGGCCUGAGGUCCUAGCCAGAUGCAGCCUCCGUGUAUGGUGCUCUCAUCCAAAUAAAUGCUCCUGACUCAGGAAGGGGUCACAGAUCA
Messenger RNA from Mesocricetus auratus (golden hamster), 1631 nucleotides. RefSeq names its product procollagen C-endopeptidase enhancer (gene Pcolce). Gene Ontology annotation, molecular function: protein binding. The record is from RefSeq and is a predicted model, not a curated record. NCBI's taxonomy places the organism in Eukaryota, Metazoa, Chordata, Mammalia, Rodentia, Cricetidae. The transcript is spliced from 10 exons. Bases 70 to 1551 code for a protein of 493 amino acids.